AAUAGAGACGGGGGGGGGGGGGAGUGUAGGUUGUACCAUUGUGGAUGUUUUCGAGGCGUGUGUGUGUGAGAGAGUGUGCCAUUGCCUGGAUUGGCAUGGUGCCGUCCUAGGCACAAGGAAGGGCUGAAUAGGACUGUUUGGGCGGGGGGGGGGGGAGGUACCGGCAGAGUUGAACAUUGCGGGCCGUCACAGGAUCCACCGCGAGGGGGAGGGAAGCCCUGUGGUAUUCCUGGGGGUUUCGCUAAGGGUGAUACCACUGCCUUCCGCACGGAAGGGGGUACCAUUUUGGAGGCUUGGGCGGGAUAAACCUUAGGUGACACCGCUGAGCCAGAGUGAGGCCAUGUAAGAAGGGGCCGGGCAAUACCAGCGCAUGAGCUGGGGGCGGGGGGCCUGUCAUCUUGAGUAAGAGUAUUAAUAAGUGGGUUGAGGGGGUGGGUGGAUAUUGAAGGAACGUUGACAUGAGCUCUUGAGGAGAAAGAGUUCCACAGGUUGAAGGGGCCCAGGUGACACCAUGCGGAGACAUUGCUGUUAGAGGCAGAGGUGUUUCUCUAAAGCGGGGAGCCCAGAGGACCCUCUCAUUGCCAUGGCCUCAAAUUGUACUGGGGGUACAGCAGCUGCGAGUGCCGGUGCAGCUCUAGGCGCUGCGCUCAGCGCUUCCAAGACAAAGACAAAGAAGAAGCAUUUCGUCUGCCAGAAAGUGAAGCUCUUCCGCGCCUCAGAGCCACUUCUGAGCGUCCUUAUGUGGGGAGUCAACCACACGAUUAACGAGUUGAGUAAUGUCCCUGUCCCAGUUAUGUUAAUGCCAGAUGACUUUAAGGCCUACAGCAAGAUUAAGGUGGACAAUCAUCUUUUCAACAAAGAGAACCUGCCAAGUCGCUUCAAAUUCAAGGAGUACUGUCCACUGGUCUUCCGAAAUCUCCGGGAAAGGUUUGGGAUUGACGAUCAAGAUUAUCAGAAUUCUGUGACACGGAGUGCUCCAGUGUACAGCGAUAGCCACGGCCGGUGCGGGGUUCGUUUCCUCACCACCUAUGACCGGCGGUUUGUCAUCAAGGCGGUGUCAAGUGAAGACGUUGCAGAGAUGCACAACAUACUAAAGAAGUACCAUCAAUUCACUGUGGAAUGUCAUGGAAAUACACUUCUCCCACAGUUCCUUGGCAUAUACAGGCUUACUGUAGAUGGUAUGGAAACCUACAUGGUGGUCACCAGGAAUGUAUUUAGUCACCGGUUAACCGUGCAUCGGAAAUAUGAUCUCAAGGGUUCAACGGUAGCAAGAGAAGCCAGUGACAAGGAAAAGGCCAAGGAUCUACCGACAUUUAAAGACAAUGACUUUCUGAAUGAAGGCCAAAAACUCCAUGUCGGAGAGGAAUGCAAAAAGAACUUUUUGGAGAAGUUGAAACGAGACGUUGAGUUUCUCGCUCAGCUGAAGAUCAUGGAUUACAGUUUGCUGGUAGGGAUUCACGAUGUAGACCGUGCGGAGCAGGAGGAGAUGGAAGUUGAGGACCGGGCAGAAGAUGAAGAAUGUGAGAAUGACGGCAUUGGUGGGAACCCCACUGGUUCUUACGGAACUCCACCUGAUAGUCCUGGUAAUCUUCUCAACUUCCCACGGUUUUUUGGGCCUGGGGAGUUUGAUCCAUCAGUGGACGUCUACGCUAUGAAAAGCCAUGAAAAUGCCCCUAAGAAGGAGGUGUAUUUCAUGGCCAUUAUAGAUAUCCUCACGCCAUACGACACAAAGAAAAAAGCAGCACAUGCUGCUAAAACUGUGAAACAUGGGGCUGGAGCAGAGAUUUCCACUGUCAAUCCAGAGCAGUAUUCCAAACGCUUCAAUGAAUUUAUGUCUAAUAUCCUGACAUAGUUGUCUUCCCAUCCUUGGCAAAAACUUGGAGGGAGAAGAGGAGUGGGAAGGAGGGGCACUACUUCUAAAGCAGCAGGACUGUCGUCCACUCUGCUGGAGUGUGAUGAUCUGUGAGUGUUUGAGAACCAUGUGACCUAGCAGAAAAACUAACUUCUGGCUGUAGAUCUCCAAGUAUUCCACUUGACCUAAUGGAAAAGUAGGUUCUCGUUCUCUCUCUCUCUCUCUCUCUCUCUCUCUCCCUCUCCCUCUCUCUCCCUUUCCCUUUCCCUUUCCCUUUCCCUCUCUUAUUUUGGUUGCUAUAAUAUCCAAACAUAAAUGUGAGGAAUUAAGUACUAUUCAGAUCGAUACUUCUUUAUCUUUGAAGAGUAUCACAGUCUCCAGAUGGUCAGAUGCUAAUGAAAAUAAAUGACAGAGGUUAACUCUACAAACAGAUAGUUCCUUUGAUUGGACUACUGUUCUUCACUCAAAGCAACCCGCUUUGUUGCUUCUUUCUCUAUGAAAUGGACAGGAAAUAGCAGGGCCAUUUCAAGAGCAAACUCUUAUAAUGAUGUGGAAAAGCCAUUUUAAGUAAAUUGAAGCAAGGAAUUUUUCCUUCCCUUAUUUUGGUAUUGCUUAUUAUUAUUAUUUGCACCAAUUGUCAUUUCAAAGCAAUUGGGGUAGGGACUAGAAUGACAAAUUGGCUGCUUAAAAUUUGAUACAAAUCAAGAAAGAAAGCAGUUAUAGAAGAAUUUGUACACCUAUCAAGAUAUGGUAUAGAAGAGGAUGUAGCCAUAUGAAAUCCAUCUCUGAUGAGCCGCAAAUACAUUUGUCUUGGAACAACUGGCCUAAAUUGCCUCUGCAACAUAACUCUUACCAGUGUUAAUUUAAUCAAGAUUCAGUCAGGCUUUUAAACUUUGAGCUGGCUGCAUUCCCACAAGAUGAUGUUGCCAUAAAAAAGCUUCCACUUUUUAAAACCACGUAUUGUGUUGUGAAUCCUUGGAGUUCUUGGUGAUUCCACACUGGAAGGAGUCCAGUCCCAGAGCCUUGGAAAUAUGAAUAAAUUGAUGCAAAAGACUGCUCUGUAACCACUCGUACAGACUGGCCUGUUUGGACAGACUGCUGGAAUAACUUGUGUUAGAUCACUUUUCUUAGAAUUCAAACUCUCUUCUCCCAUUUGAAUUUCAACUUUUUUCUUACGUCUGCAGACUGUAACCUUGGAUUUCAUAACCUCACUUGUCGAAACUGCUGAAGAUUUUGAAUGCUAUGCAUUAAUUCUGUUUAAAAUAUUAUUGGGGUUUUUUUUUAAAAAAAAAGUUACGGAUUUUGCCGUUUUGAACCAUUACCUUGUAAUCAAGACACUUUGCUUACUCUGCAUUGAAAGUUUCUCACUCAUGCCUUUCUUCUUCUGACUGUGGCUGUUCGGAUGUUUGUGUCCUGUAUUGUAGUACAUUUUUUGCUUUGUGGAUUUUGUUUUGUUGGUGAAUUUCCCCCCUCUUCCUUCCUUCCUUCCUUCCCCUGUAGUUUUUGCUCCUAUUCCUCAGAUGGGCUCUCUCCACCCUCAUUUAAAAACAUUUCUCCACAACUUCAAAGGCACAGAAAGGUUUUCAAAGUUUGAAGAUCAUAAGAGUAUGCUGUAAAUAGUGUAAGAUUUCUUAAAUACCUAAAUUAACCCAUUUGUUAGGAAUGAGGUAUGAAAGUCCUUCUCCUGCUUACCUGUGAUUUCAAGGAAAUUAUUAUUAUUAUUAUUAUUAUUAUUAUUAUUAUUAUUAUUAUUAUUAUAAUGUCAGAAGCCACUGUUUGCAAUGUUUAGGUGUUCAGCUUAUAACAUAAAUUGUGAAUAUGUGAACAUAUUUUAAAAGUGGGAAUGGAUAUGUUGACAGGCCGUAAAUGUUUUUAUACCAGAGGGUUCCCUUUUUCCUCUAAAAGUGUGCACUUGAAGUCCAUUGUGAAACAGAAGAUAUAGCCUGUCUUUCGCCUGAUAAGGUUUUCCACUCUUGGCUGCAUUAGUUUUGCCUUUUUUAACUUUUAAAAAUAAUUUUACCACACUUUCUGUAACUUAUAACUAGAAAUAGGCAAGAAUUCGCAUCAGAGCUUUCUUUUUUUCACACCAAUGACAAAAUACCUGCAAGCAUUCGUCGGUUUAGAAGUUUGCUACCACACAGUUUGAAAAGAUCAUGAAAAAACGCAUUUCCCACUCGAGCAAGCUCAACCCAGGAACUCAGCCACAAACCUCAAGCUCUUACCUUUAAAACUCUCUGUGUCGACCAGUAAGCCCAUAAGCAUAUCUAACCACACGAUCUGCCCCAUUGGAAUCCGUACUGUGCAGUCUGUAUGCAGCUAGACACGGUCAUCCACAGGUGAAACAGUGUAAACUGCUUUUUGAAUUUGGGCCCACAAGUGUAUCGAGUAAUGCAUCUCUGCUUCCCACUGAAACACAAGAAGUGCUAAGCCAUGUGCAGCUUUCCAUGUGAAGGUAUGAGUAGGUGCUAGAUGGAUUUUCACUCUGUACCUGUCGCUAAUGCCCAUGCUCUGCACACCUCUGGUUCAGGCCAUUAACCUGCCUCUUGCUGCAUCAUAUCUCAAGUCGAUCCAGAACACUUUCCUUAGAGUCAUCUUCUGCUCCCAUUGUUAAUAGCGCCAUUCUGGGUUUUUGGCUUUUAUAUACCCUGCUUUCUUUAUUGUUAAAACUUGCCCUUGCCUAUACACCUUCUCUCCCCUUGCUCCACUCCUCAUGCUCCAUCAGUAUACCCUCCUCCUCCCAUGUCUAUGCCUUUUUGCUAUGCGGCCGUCUGGAUCUGAAGCUACUGUCCUUGAGUCCCUCUCAAAGCCCAAGUUAAAUAAAGCUUGUCCUGAUUCACCCUUGCCUGAUCUUACCUACUUUCCCCGCUUAACCUACCCCAAUUAUUCAGGCUCUGAGUUCUGCUUCAACUAUUGAAUGUCAAUAACAAUCUGGUCAGGGCCUGCAGCACUUCAAUACAGCCCCCAGAAUGCAACAGGGUUAAUGCAGAGCCUUUCUGAGUGACCUGCUUUUUUUUUGGCCCAACAGGGCAGUGGUUGUUGUUUUUUUGUUUUUUUAAUAAUUUUUAUUAAUAAUUUCACAUCUUAAAAUACAACCACAUAAUACAAUUAACACAUAAAAAAAACAUAAAUUGCUUAUAAUUCCAGAUUAUACUUAACUAAUUUUACAUAAUCACAUAACAUAUCAUAAAUGCACCCCACCACCCUUCGGGAUCUAUUCCUGCUUCCAAAAUCUCAUUGUUUCUUCUGGUGGUGGUUUUCCACCCCCCUUAGAGAAUACAUAUUCUAGGAACUGUUUCCAAAUUCACAGGGCAGUGGUUGUGGCUGAUCUAUCUUCUGUCCCCUCUGUCCAUCUAAUAUUGGUUUUGACUGACAGGUCAAUGGCAUUCAGGUACCUUUCCAUGCUGAAGGUUCACAUAGAUUACUGCUCCCUUUUCCUUUAGAUCUACUCCCCAACCCCCUGGAUUGGGGUUUCACCCCCCGCCCCCAACAUUUUACUUACAGAGGUAGUAUGGCACUUGUUUGUGUGAAGCUAGGGCAGGGAGGCUUUAGCACCCCGUACUGUUAUCAUCCCCUUGCCCAAGCCUAGAAGUCUACCUACUGUUUUCAUCCCUGUCUCAUCUUCCCUGCCUCUGAUUCUUAUCACACACUUGCAAUUUUUUUAAGCUGCAUUUUAGAAGUAUAAUAAAUUAUGUGGAAUAAAUAGAAGUGUGCAGAGUAGCUUCUAGAAUUGCUGGAUAUUUAUUGUUAAUGUUAGAAUUUGUCUAGGUCCAGAUGAUACACUGUGGUUAUUUAAAACCAUGACAACAUGCAGCACCAUUCAGGGGUUGUCAUGCCAAGUGAACCCAGUGAGUGUGGGUCACAUAAGUCUAAAACAGACCAGUCUGGUUCGCACAAUUAAAUCACCCCAUGGUGGCUUAAAUAAAUCACCCCAAAGUGGUUUAAAUUUAAAUAAGCCACCAUGGUUCGCAGGUGCCCAUUCUGGAAACUAACCCUUGCCUUGCAGCUUGUCAUGUCAUGUGAACCCAGUGAGAGUGGGUUGUUUAUGUGGUUAAAAAACCACCUACAAACCUAAAACAGCCCUUAGGUUCUUUGUUAAUCAUAUCAACAGCUCAUCCUCACCGGCUUCACACAACACAAGCUACAAGAAGGGAUUGGUUUCCAGAAUGGGCACCCACAAACUACAUUGCCUUAAGACACAGUGGGACAAUAUGAUCAUGCAAACUGCCACCACAGGUUAUGUGAGGAUCUUUUAACCCUUGCAUAAUCCAUAUUCACCAGGUUUGCAUGACACAAGAACCCCUGAAUUUAUAUACUCAAAAAGGUGGCCGCAGGUUCUCCAAAGUCAUGUUGUGCAAACAGCCCCUAUGUGUUUCCAUGGUACAUCAUUAAGAAGUUUGUCUGCUGUGAAAAGUUAGAUGAACUUGACAAUUCAGUAAAUUAAAAAAAAAAUCAGUUUAAAGGACAUUCAAAACUCAAGGGGGUUGCUUAGCUGUGGUGCUGUAGAAGGGAGGCGUGUCCAGAGUAGUUGACAGUGCUGACAGCUGUAGCUGGAAUUGCAGCUGCUGAUCAGUCCUUGCUUUUCCCUUGAGUUCAUCCCCACCCCCAAAACCUUUCUGCCCUUCUCCUGAUAACUCCAAAUUGUCAUUUUCCUAGUGUCACUGUAACAUUAAAUGCAACCCUAUAACUGUAAGGAAGCUGCUGUGGUUGUACAUUCUAGAGGUUUUGCUGCAUAACUUAAGGUGAUCGCAUUGGCAAUGCCAUUUUGCUUCCUUUUCAGGUGUCCGGUGGCUAGACAUAUUCUCAGCUGGAUCAUAUCCAGCUGAAGAGUACAUGGCACUUCUUUACAGUGGGGUCAGCUGUCUUGACAGCUCCCCCACCCCUGGCUUUCUGAGAGGUGCUCUACAGUGAAGAUUCAGUCCUAAAGGAUUAGACUAAAUUUGUGAAAAAAUCUAUUAGUCAACUAUAUUGCCAUGUUCAGAGGCAAUAUAUGUCCUUAUGAGUUAAACCUUCCUGCUUGGGGGAGAAAAUCUUGAUGAGAAAAUUUGAUUCUGUUUGGCUGCCUUCAUCCCAACACCCUGUAUUGCUAACUUACUGUUGUUUCAUAUAGGUAAUCAUAGCAAGGCACUUUGCCUAGAACCCUAUACAUUAGAAAUACACAGAUGCUAAAUUUCUAAGAGUCAAACUUAGCAUGAUGCUGACAAACAUGUUUAAUCAGAUCUGCCUUGUUCACAUGCAAAGUAGGAAUUGGUGGUGGAAUCUAAUAUCAUUGAGAAGCACAGUGGGGUAGAGAGGUGAAUCCUCUUUCCAUCCUGUGCUCAAUUGCUUUUGGCACUUUUCUCCCAUCCCAUCUGACUGCUGGUCAGCCUGGGAAAAAUUCAGAUGGGGGAAAGGGUUCAACUCCCCCAAUUCACCUACUCCUGUUGAUGUUAAACACCUACACACACACAUCUUUUGUAAGUGAAUGGGCCAGACACAUGGGCUGCUACUGUGCUAUCUCAUUCAACCUGAAGUAUGAGAAUCUUAGUGCACGUCUGUGCAAUACCACUGCAGGUUUUUUAAAAAAUUGUAUGAAUGUGAAAGCAGCCCCUGUUACUAGCUAGAGUGGAGGAAUAUGAGCCAGUUCUGUUCAAGCUACAUUUUAAAUUUAGUAGCUUCUUUUUUUCACCAGUCACCUCCUAACCUUAUGCUUGCAUAGCAUAUGCAAUGGAUUCAAAGGUGUUUAAACAUAUUAUAAAGGUUCAAGUAGGGAUGUAACUGAUAACAAAAAACUGAAUCUUAAACUAAGAGAAAUGGACCUGUUUAGAUUUUCAGAAGUACUUAAAAAAGGGAAUUAAAAGUCCAAUGUGCUUCUCUGUUUGCUAAAAGUAGUAUGAGACACUUAAGUGUUUUGAAAUGCAUGCAUGUUAACAAGAUGAAGUCUCCCAGCUGGAGUGAACAAAAUAAAAUUAAAACGUGUACAA
Messenger RNA from Elgaria multicarinata webbii, 7812 nucleotides. RefSeq names its product phosphatidylinositol-5-phosphate 4-kinase type 2 beta (gene PIP4K2B). Gene Ontology annotation, biological process: phosphatidylinositol phosphate biosynthetic process. The transcript has 10 exons. Bases 584 to 1852 code for a protein of 422 amino acids. Gene Ontology annotation, cellular component: plasma membrane. Lineage: Eukaryota; Metazoa; Chordata; Lepidosauria; Squamata; Anguidae. Gene Ontology annotation, molecular function: 1-phosphatidylinositol-5-phosphate 4-kinase activity; 1-phosphatidylinositol-4-phosphate 5-kinase activity. The record is from RefSeq and is a predicted model, not a curated record.